Messenger RNA from Myripristis murdjan (pinecone soldierfish), 1364 nucleotides. Its product is annotated as achaete-scute homolog 4. Gene Ontology annotation, biological process: regulation of transcription by RNA polymerase II; developmental process. Bases 139 to 684 code for a protein of 181 amino acids. NCBI's taxonomy places the organism in Eukaryota, Metazoa, Chordata, Actinopteri, Holocentriformes, Holocentridae. The record is from RefSeq and is a predicted model, not a curated record. Gene Ontology annotation, molecular function: RNA polymerase II transcription regulatory region sequence-specific DNA binding; DNA-binding transcription factor activity, RNA polymerase II-specific; protein dimerization activity. The transcript has 2 exons.
GAGCAUGGCAAAGUCCUCAUCAAGGCUGCUAAACUCAAAAACAUCACCCAAAUCAAGACUGCAUCCCAGAGAGGCCAGAUUUAAGACGAAGCUUUUGCACAAACACGACUUGGCCCUAAUGAGACUGUGAGACGGAAAAUGUCUCGUCACGGUAAAGAGUUACUGGAGCACGUUCCAUAUGUUCCUCCACUGGCUCUCCACGGGAUCUCCAUGGAAAACCCUGGAGCGCACUACAAGGAUGCGCUUGGACUUGGAAUGCCUAUCCACCUAGAUGCUGCGUAUCUGGACCCUGUGCACGGCCAGAGGUUAUCCUACAGACGCUUGUCCUAUUUCCCCUUCCACGGACACCUCGGUGUGUACGAUUACGCCUUCGAGCCCGCGUUCAUCCGGAAAAGGAACGAGAGGGAGCGGCAUCGGGUGCGCUGCGUAAACGAGGGUUACGCGCGGCUCAGAGAGCAUCUGCCGCAGGAACUGGAGGACAAGAGGCUCAGCAAGGUGGAGACUCUUCGAGCGGCCAUUGACUAUAUCAAACACCUGCAGAGCCUGCUGGAGUUCAACGUGUCCGGGAUGGACAUGUCACUCGGAGGAGCGCGCAAUCGUGCGCCGGAGCCACAGAGGACAGAGUGCAACAGUGAUGGAGAAUCCAAAACCAGCCUCAGCGACAGCGGGGACACCGCUUACUAGACUGUCUGCUUUUUUUCUCUAACCUGUCACUUAUUCAUUAAACUGUCAUAAUAAAGAACAUUAAUAAUGCAAAGGCAACUCAAACCAGCCUUGAACUUGAAUUGACAACAAUUGCAAAAGAAAAAAAAUCUGAUCCACCACCUAUAAUUCAAGCUAUCAGUGGAUAAAAUGAAAUAAAAUUAUACAAUUUUUAGGAGCCUGAUUUUUUUUUUUUUUUUCUUUCCAGCCCCAACAUGUUAAUAGUGGCUUGACCGGGAAUGCACUGACUAAACUAUAAGCGCUACUUUCAAAUGGACGCAAUAGCCAAUUUUGGGAGAGCAGACAAAUGAAUUUGUUCUGGCAAAGAAAAAGAAAAAAACGUUAUUGUUCUUGUUCUUGUUUGGUGGCUGUUUAAGUUGUGAUAAUCACUAAAUGGAGGAUAAAGUCCAUGUUUGCCAGCACAUCACUGGGUAUGAAAUAUAUUACACUAAAAAAGCAAACAAUUCAAUAACCAAAGUCAGAUUAGGCAGGAAAAAAGAAAAGAGGAACUGGUGAUAAAAUAUACACUUUCAUCUUGUUUAUAUUAAUAUAAAAUAGGACAGGUAGUCAUGCUGCUUGACAAAUUUAAUUUAAUAAGAGGGAUUAUAAGUAAUCUUUCUCUGAAACACUUGAUUGACAAGUUGAGCAUCUCUAUUUUGUCA